AUGCUCCUUGGUGACGGGAGAGGUGGUAUUGCCCAUGAAAUGCGAAUAUCUCCUAAUGAGUUUUAUAAUCCACAGCACGUGGUAGUUGGGAACUUUAAUGGAGAUGAUCGUUUAGACUUUGUUGUGAUCGAUUAUUUUCGAAUCUAUAUAUUUUUUGGAUCUGCUGAUGAGAGUUAUCUGGACAUAGUAACUUAUCCAACUGGAAACAAUUCAUUUCCGGCAUCUCUUAGUCUUGGUGACCUGAACAACGAUAAUCGACUUGACAUUAUCGUUGCAAAUUCAGGUACCGAAAAUAUUGGCGUAUUUCUUGGAAAAGACUAUGAAAACUUUGAAGUUCAGUAUGUACUAUCUACUGGAAGAUUUUCGAAGCCAUAUUCUCUUGCUCUUGGUGAUUUCAACCACGACAAUCAUUCCGAUAUUGCUGUAGCUAAUAGUGGCACAGGUAAUGUUGGUAUAUUUUUAGGCUAUGGUAAUGGUAGCUUCGCAUCACAAACGACGAAUUUCAUCGAGUCUGGGUCUGUUCUUGGUUCACUCGCUACAGGCGAUCUCAACAAUGACACUCAACUUGAUAUUGUUGUGACUAACUAUUACUCAAGCAACCUCAUUAUUCUUUAUGGUGCUGGAGAUGGCACUUUUGUAAAUAAAACAAUCAUUACUAUGGAAUAUCAUGCUUUUCCAUCGUUUGUUUCACUUGCGCAUAUUACCAAUGACUUAUUUCUUGAUAUAGUUGUCACUAAACAGGGUUUUGGAAAUCUCGAAAUUCUUUCUAAGAAAUGCUUACUCUAG
Rotaria sp. Silwood1 is the source of this 786-nucleotide messenger RNA. Lineage: Eukaryota; Metazoa; Rotifera; Eurotatoria; Philodinida; Philodinidae. The record is from the annotation of a GenBank genome assembly.